Molecule: messenger RNA, 1293 nt
Organism: Ostrea edulis (European flat oyster)
Lineage: Eukaryota; Metazoa; Mollusca; Bivalvia; Ostreida; Ostreidae
Exons: 3
Coding region: 80-682 (200 amino acids)
Source: RefSeq, a predicted model, not a curated record
UCUACACGAGAACGAGAGAAUCACAUGCGUCGUCCGAUGUCUGCUGAAAGAAGUGCGUAGAAGAAACUCGAAAAAGAAAAUGAAAGCGACCAACUUCUUUAUUUGUGUGCUGCUGUGCCUUGUAUCAUUGUUAUGUAUUUCUAAAGCCGCUGUCGUGAGAGACUUAGCCAGCCGUACUUUCAGUUGGAAAUGUAACGAGACAAUGGUGCAUGCCCUUCAACUUGGAGAGGAACAUUUCGUAGAGCGUCUCCUCUUUCCAGCUCUAGGAAUGACGGAAACCGUUGUUAUGACAGGAUCGCUGGCGGAAAAAAUAUUUUAUCAUGUUUCUUCCAGAAUUGCUGAGAAUCUUGCUGUUCAGUUCUUCAGAAAGCUUGUCUUGUCAAUCAUAAAGAAGGUAGAAGAAUACAUCCCAUUAUUUAGAGAGAUUUUGGACGCCUUUGACCGUUUUAAUGCUGAAAUAGCAAAUUCUGUUUGUAAAGUAUCAGGGUUUGUUAUCGAUAAGAUUGCAGAUAAGCGGGAUUUUCCAUCCUUAUAUUUCAAAAACUAUUUCAAUAGAUUAACAUUCUUUGAGAAAAGUUUGUACUGGUUAAGAUAUUUUUACAUGUCGGUGGUUGAGGACUGGAGAAGCUUUUACAGUGAUGUGAAAGUACACAUCGAUGAAUUUGUUAAUAUUGUUUUCUAAAUGGGGUUCGCAUAAAGACAUGCGCACAAAUGCUACAUUUGUUAAACGCUUUCAAUAUGUACACAUGACACAAUUAUCAAAAUCAGCUUUGAUGUUAUUUAGGUCAUGGUUUGCAGCAAUUCACUGUUCGAAAUCUUGUUUUGUAUGAUAUUGUAUGAGCAUUGAAAAUGCUGACGGAAAUAUUACACUUCAUUUGUUUACAAUCACUCAUUCUUUUACAAAAUACUUCGUUUGUUUGUACGUUGGUUUGCAUCAAUGUUCGUUAUCUUCACUUUUGUAUCCCAUUCGAUAAUGCUUCACACAUACAUAGACAUGACUAGUGUAGGUACCAGUGAAAUAUCACAAUCCCUCUUGUUAUAAGAAGCUAAUAUAUUUCAACAUUUUCAUUCAAUGGGUAUGGAAACAUAAAACACACUCAUCCGUGAUAUAUACGAUGUAUUGUACACCACAGACAUUAUUAACUUCAUUGCUUAUAGAACUAUCGUGUAAUUAGUUCAGUUGCAAAAUCAGAAAAUUGAAAGUAUUCAACAAAUGUUUUUUUUAUUAAAGUGUUUUCUUUCAUGAUAUUUACAUUGACAAUUGUUUGCUAAUAAUAAACGUGUGUUGUUUCA